Messenger RNA from Morchella sextelata, 636 nucleotides. RefSeq lists its product as uncharacterized. The transcript has a single exon. NCBI's taxonomy places the organism in Eukaryota, Fungi, Ascomycota, Pezizomycetes, Pezizales, Morchellaceae. The record is from RefSeq and is a predicted model, not a curated record. Bases 1 to 636 code for a protein of 211 amino acids.
AUGGACGCCGCCCCCGAAAGGGUUCUGGAAGGCACCGAGCACGCCCUCUCGAAUCUCAGGUCCCUCGAAAAAGCCAUCGAGGCCCAGUGUAAAAGUCUCAGGAAGUUAGUCAAGAAAGCCGACAUCGCGCGCAAAGAGGCACCACAGUUCUGUUUAGACGACCCAAAGACUUUCCAAAAUUUUGUCCUAAUCAAUGGAGGUCCAGUAUGCGCCUUACAAACGAAGCCGACUUUGGAACGAUUAAACAGUUCUCUCUCUACUGGGGGAUCAUCUCUUCUCGACAACUGUGGUUCAACGUAUAAACAUGAUCGCCAACACAUCACGGAUCACCACCGUGACCUCCUCCGGUGUCUAAAACUGGACCUCGCGGUUAUCAAGAAAUGUUACCGAAAGCUCAAGUAUGGUUUCAGCUGCGGUAGGAAAAAGGAAUUUCUAGUUGCUUUCUUUACCGAUUUCAAGGCAGUAACCAACAGAUUUGAAUGGAUCUGGAGAUCGGAGUGGGAGGUCGAAAAUUGGUCCGAUAUGAAGGCUUCCUGCAAACUCAUAUCGAAGCGGCGGGAUGUGCGUAUCGACCAAUUCAACGAAAUGAUUCUUUAUCGGUCACCUAUGAACGGAGAUGGGUCUUUUCCAGUAUAA